CGCUCACACCCGAGAGCCUCGUUUCACCUCGCUCCCGUGCGCGUGCGUUACAUACUCACGCGCGUGCUCUGUUCUCCUUCUCGUGCCAGCCCUCGCGUCCUCUCUGAAGGUGGGAAGUGAGCGAACUUUUGCCGGAGUCGAAGUUGUGAGGGGGGCAUGGCGUAAAUAACGACAAGGACAAAGACGAAGACGACGACGACAACUUAAAACUUUAAAAGACCCCAAGAUGGUAGGCUCACGCCUUAACGUUCACUUGUACCGCGACUCUUUCCAAACCCCGUGGGGAUUUCGUCUUCAGGGAGGAAAGGACCUCGUCCAGCCCUUGGUCGUGCAAAGGGUGUUCUCGAAUAGUCCGGCCGAGGGUGAGCUCCAGAGGGGUGACGUCAUCCUGUCCAUCAACAACCGUGACGGUAACCAGCUGACCCACAAGCAGGCUCAGGACCUCAUCAAACACGGAGGAGGACAGGUCCAGCUAGUCGUUAGCAGGCCACCGCCCGGGUCGCACAUCGCCCCCCUCUCCCCUCCCAUUGUUACACAACAGCCCAGAGCGCCAUCUCUGCAGGGCUUUGCUUCCCCGAAACAACAACCCCCAUCCCGCCCAACACAAAUGUCAAUGUAUGACCGUGACUAUUACCCGCAAUAUUCCCCGGGAGGCGGGCCGGACCAAUACAGACAGCAGAAGCCUCCAGCGGCGCCUCACCACCAGCCCCUCCACGUGCAGGCCCCGCCCCCUGACCGUCAUCGCACCUCCUACAGCCAACCGCCCACCACCCCCACCACGCCCACACCUCCAUGGGCGGCUCAGCAGGCGGCCCCCAAGCGGGUAUCCAAGCUGUCCAAACUUGGCGGAGGAGGGGGCUUCAACUUUGGCGUCGAUUACGCCACGUUGCCUAGAAGCAGAAGCCAGUCCUCGGCUCAAUAUGGCGCUAGGAGACCCCGCACGACCUCCGACUCCAUUGACGGGCCGGAAGACAUCGAGCCAGACAGACUGGCCUCUGGCCCUGUUCCGAAAGUAUGCAGUCUGCGCAAUCUAGGCGGAGGCGGAUAUGACUUUGGAUCCUCUUUUGGAGCCUCAGCAACUCUUCCAAGGCGUAGCACUGGACGAAGACUCUCGCAACCCCCAAGCAUGCCUGGUGGUGGCUCUGGAUUCAUGCCUCGAAAGAUAUCCCUCAAUAGGCUGGGAGGCGGAGGGCCCGACUUCGGAUCUGAUUUCACCCAAGGCCGGGGUGGACAAACCCCCGCCCAGAGGUAUGAACCUGUGAGGGAUUCCUCCACCAUGCUCAAUAGAGUGCACACUAGCUUGGACACCAUCACUCUGUCGCCACGCACCCCCGAGGUACAGCAGAGCUCGCCCUUCUACCAGGCGUACGAGCCCACCCCUCAGUACCAAGCUCCGCCCCCUCAGCAGAUGUACACGCCCACCGGCAUCCUACUGGAGCAGCAGCGUCUGCAGGAGCAGCAGCAGGACGAGGGUGAGGAUAUAGUUCCCGUCUGGGAGAGAAGGAAACAGUUUCAGCAAGGAUCGGGCCAGGAUGCGGGAGUGAGGACGCCAGCUAACAAGCCACCACCUCGUAUCCCCAAGCCUAAGCCAGGUCCUUCGAGCUACGGCAAUUUCGGCACUGACUACAGAACACCCCAGCAGAAGGCUUCCACCGCCACCUGGCGUCCGUCCCCACAGCAGUUCAAGCCCAACCCGGCCCCUGUGACCGUUGUACCCGUCCAGUACAAGCCUAGCCCACCUGCGCCUGUGUCACCCGCGGCACCCCCUGCCCCGGCGCCGAUCUACCAAAUUCCAGUGCAAACGUGGCAGAAACCGCCACAGGUGGAGGACGACAGCAUGCCAGCGUGGCGCAACACCCUCCGCUCGACCGGCGUCAAGCCCUGGGAGCAGGACGCCACCUUCGGUCAGGAGCACGAACCCGCCAGGUCUGUCCCCUCCCAACAGAGUCCACGGGCCGUGGCCGGGGGGUACAGCCCCACUGCAGCCCCAUUCAGCCCCACCCAGACCCCCGUGGUCCCCGUAGCUGGAGGAAACUCGCAGGACGGUCCCAAGGUGGUGCAUCUGCAGUACAACUCCCCCAUGGGUCUGUACUCGAAUCAGAACGUUCAGGAGACACUCCAUGGUCAGACGCAGGCCAUGUCGGAUCAGACUAAGCCUCCCCCACCCCAGACUAACCAGGCAGGAGAUAGAGACUGGAGCCAGUCUGCUGUCCUCCGCUUUAUUGAGCAGGACAAAAAGAGGCUCCAAAGUUUACUGUCUAGUCCGGUUGUUUCCAAGAUUCGACCCCCGGGCCCUUGGCGCAAACCCAAGUCCGUCAGAUGGCAGCCUCAGGGACCCAAGAAAGCAGGACCCCCUCCGACGGCCCCCAAGCCUCAUGUCUUCCAGCCUGCACCACAACAACAACCUUUCUAUGACGAGAUCGGAGCUUCAGACUUCUAAAUCUCUCUCACGAACAAUCCAAUAAAAAGUCCACUAUGCACACAGGAAAUUUCAGGCCCCGAGCAUUCUAAAUGAAUUGCGGUGGGUUGACUGAUGAAACGAUCAAAGUUUGUUACAAAAACAGAGGAUUGCAUUUGCUAUUGGUCUUGCAACAAAGGGUUUUGAACUAUUUGUAUAUUUUAGAGUUCUGUUGUCUGCAGAGUAGACUGGCAAAUCAGUAUUUCGACAAUACGAUAACAUGAUGAUACUGUUUGUUAAACACCUUUCAGUCUGCUCUAUUUUACCCUGUUUUAUGUUAUUACGUAAUAACUCAACAACAACCUCAAAUUAUAAUUGUUCAAGAGUGAUCCAUACAGUGCAUGUGGCAGCUAGUAAUAAAACAAUGAUCUAGCAGACCGAACACUAAAUAUCUGCUUUUAAAUAAUUGAAAAUUUUGAUGAAAUGAAAAUGACGACAUUAAUAUAAUUUGCUAACCUUUUUUUUUUGUUUUGUUUUUUUGGAUAAAUUAGACACGAGCCAAACCAAUAUAUUGCAACCGCUGGGAACAAUAGGUCUAUAGUGGACGACGUGAUCCAGCUACAGUUGUAUAGUCUUACAUAACGCCGGGGAUAAGUAAGUUCCGCCUCCGGGGAUGUAUUGUGCAAUCUCCGACCGGCAUCGACUCAUCAGAUCGGUCGUAUGGCCUUUGGCUGUUGGUGUUCUUCAUUGUAUUUCGACUCUCGCUUUGCUCGGCGUAAACCUGGCAUAGAAAAAACAAACAACGUAAACUAGAAACGGAAAUUAUCAAUAGCCCACAAGAUCAGCUUUCAAUAAUCAUUACCAUUAAAACAAUCUUCCGAACGUUCUUUCCAGAAUCAUCCAUGAGAUUUGCUUUAAAGAAUCGUAUACUUUUCUAUAAAGACUUCGAGCCUUGCUUUUACCCUAACCCGAACUAAAAUCCAACUUUAACCGCGUGCCUCACACCAAGAGUGUAUAAUAUUUUUUCUCAAAUAUGUACCUGUAUACAAACUCUUUAUUCAACAAAAGAAACGUGAAUGAGGGUGAAAGCCAACACGAGUAUGCUUGUCAUAGAACUGCGCCAUUGCCCAACCUGCGACUUCCUGGAGUAAGCUGUGUGGCGCAGCAGUAAAAUGUACGCUUGCGAGUAUUUCUUGUUUGAAGCAUCGACAUAUCAUCCAUACCUAGUAUAACAAAUUACUUCGAGCCUGUAAAUAUCAUUUUGCCUAUAUUCAAAGAUUGCAAAGAGUGUCUUGCGUCAGCUCUUAGUUAGCAACCCGCGCUGUUUGUGUGAACUAGCUAUAAAGUUGUCAGUGGAAUGUGCAAUUUGUUUUUUCUGAAGUUUAGAUCACCACUAAGACUAGUGAGCAAAGUACCAAACUAUUUUCGUAAAACAUAUGAAAUGCCCUGGUCAUGUCCAGUGACUAAUAAAUAAGCAGCACUUGAAAACUUUAUAAACAUGACUAGCCUACGUAACUGCCAUCCAAAAAAAUAGAAGGUUUAAACAAAGAGAAACAACGGUAAGCAAGAAAAAUGUUCAAAGAUCAGAAGUGACUUUGACGCAAUAAUAUAAUACUUUGAUAAUAAGAAUACAAAU
Molecule: messenger RNA, 4034 nt
Organism: Aplysia californica (California sea hare)
Lineage: Eukaryota; Metazoa; Mollusca; Gastropoda; Aplysiida; Aplysiidae
Product: trithorax group protein osa
Biological process (GO): muscle structure development; actin cytoskeleton organization
Cellular component (GO): stress fiber; Z disc; filamentous actin
Molecular function (GO): actin binding; muscle alpha-actinin binding
Source: RefSeq, a predicted model, not a curated record